Desarmillaria tabescens is the source of this 1280-nucleotide messenger RNA. RefSeq lists its product as uncharacterized. The transcript has 7 exons. Gene Ontology annotation, cellular component: nucleosome. Gene Ontology annotation, biological process: nucleosome assembly. Gene Ontology annotation, molecular function: DNA binding. The record is from RefSeq and is a predicted model, not a curated record. Bases 155 to 982 code for a protein of 275 amino acids. Lineage: Eukaryota; Fungi; Basidiomycota; Agaricomycetes; Agaricales; Physalacriaceae.
CUCUUCCUCAAACCUCCACCAUCUAUUUUCGCAAUUGCAAGUUUGCGCCGCCAGUUCUCCCGUCCCGCCUGUCUACCUCGAGUUUUUUUCUUCUUUAUUCCCAGUGUUUAUCUUUUUUACUAUCCGUUCUCCCAUUGUCUCUUUGUCGUGAACAAUGUCUGCGAAGAAGUCCGCUGCCAAAUCUUCUGUCAAGAAGGCUACCAAGGCCACUCAUCCGCCUUGGUCUGACAUGAUCAAAGAAUGUAUCGCUGCGCAUACAGAAGACGUGCGUAUAGGUGUUUCCCGCCCCCAAAUAAAAAAAUUUGUCGAAGACAAGUACAAGCUUGUCAUUGGCGCUGCUCAGAAUACUCAACUGGCGAGGGCGCUCACGUCUGGAAGCGAGAAAGGGGUGUUUGUUCUUCCUAAAGGUCCUUCUGGUCGUGUCAAGCUUGCACCGAAGACCAAGGCAGUUGAUACCUCGGCUGCUAAAGAGAACAAGCCUGCGACAAAGGCGAAAUCUACCGCCAAGUCGGCUGCCAAACCUACUCCCAAGACUGCGACCGCUAAAUCUAUAGCUACUAAAUCAGCAGCCACUAAGGCCAAGCCCACCACUAAGGUCAAGGCUACUAAGGUUGCAAAGAAGCCGGUUGUUGCGAAAAAGUCAGUUGCAAAGCCAAGAACGACAGCUACAUCGACUGCCGCCUCCAAACCCACAGGGACUGCACGUACGACUGCUGCUGCUAAGAAGGCGUCCUCUGCAAAGGCGUCCUCUACAAGAGCUAAAGUAGCGCCCAAGAAGACGGCUACAGCCAGUAAAGCUACUACCACCAAGAAAACCACUACUACUGCGAGACGUGCACCUGCGAAGAAGGCUGCCACCGGCACGGGUGCCACAACGAAGGCUAAAGCCGCGGCAAAGAAGGCCCCUGCAAAGAAGACAACUACCAAAGCUGUAACGAAUACUGCCAAGAUCGCACGGAAGAAGCCCACGAAACGGUCGUAGGAGAUGAUUCGAACAUUUCCGUUCUAUUUUUACUGGCAUCUUUUGUAUCUCCAUUUCUCCGUCAUAUCUAUGUCUACGUCUUUUCGUGUCGUCUUGUUUCGCAUAAUUUAUGUCCCUAGUAUGUAUUUGCCUUCAUCAAGUAUGUACCACAUAGGAAGAUGAUAUGAUACAUUAUUGUCUAUAGAUUGUAUACACCUAUCAUGGCAGGCCGCAGCUAUUCGGAUCUUGAGAUGUAGCAUGCGUGAACAGCAUGCUUGCCAUGAAGAAUCUUCGUGCGAAUUUAUAUAACGAUUAUUAA